This is a messenger RNA of Amborella trichopoda, 1017 nucleotides long. RefSeq lists its product as uncharacterized. NCBI's taxonomy places the organism in Eukaryota, Viridiplantae, Streptophyta, Magnoliopsida, Amborellales, Amborellaceae. The record is from RefSeq and is a predicted model, not a curated record.
CCUUCAUCCACUUAGCCCUCUCUCUCUCUCUCUCUCUCUCUCUCUCUUCCCCAAGCUCUCUUUCUCUCUCCAUGGCAGAACGGAAGUGGAAAAUCCCUCGGACCAAGCCCUAGAAAGCGGUCAUCAAAACCCUAACAAGUCCUCUAAUGGCGGACAUCUACCAAACCCUAAUUUCGAGGAGAGCCACGUGGGUGGCCCUCUUCGUUGUCGCCUACGCCAUCCUCCUCUCCUCCUCAUGGUCCCUCCUCCGCUCCAUCCUCACCUGGUACCAACAAAAUUCCCAAAAUGACCCUGCCUCCUCCUCCGCCAAGUGGCCCGCUGUUUAUGUGGCUGUUACUUUCGGAUGCGUCUUCGGCGUUAUCUCGAUGGCCGCCGCUCUGGCCGUUGCGAUCCCGGCCAUGGUGGUCACGUGGAUAACGGUGCUCGUCCUUCUCGCCUGGAAGCCGCGGAGCGUGCUCGUUGUUGAGGGGAGGAAAAUAACGAAGGAGAUAACGGGGUUCGCGCUUAAGAUUUUGCUUAGAGAGGGAAACGGUGUGGCCGCUGUUUGUGCGGUGGUCAGUUACUUUGUGCUUGUUGGGAGAGAGAAUUAGAUUGGGUUUGAUUUUACGGCUCCUUUCUCUCUCUAAAAAUGGCUUCUCUCUCUUUCGAUCUCUCUCUAAAACCUCUUCUUUCUUUCUCUCUCUUCUUUCUUUCAUUCGAUCUCCAGUUACCUUCCCUUAUCUCUCUCCAUUCUUCCUCUGAUCUGUUCCUCUUUCUCUCUCUAUCUUAGCGUUUAGGGGCAUGGAAGUGUCAUUUAAGAAGUUCAGAAGUCAUUUCUUGUAAUUUGUAAAGGAUAAGAUGAUCAGGAGCUGGUUUGUUUCUGGGGAUCAGUUGUAAGGGGAUCAUUUAUUUUUUGUGGGAUGACGAAAAUAGCCCUAUUUAUUGUACGUAGCUGAUACUGGGAUUCUUUGCUCCGGCAAAUUAUACUUAGUAAAAAGUUUAUGUAGAGGCGAGGCUUUAUACAAUCCAAUUAAGGAA